Messenger RNA from Clunio marinus, 2162 nucleotides. NCBI's taxonomy places the organism in Eukaryota, Metazoa, Arthropoda, Insecta, Diptera, Chironomidae. The record is from the annotation of a GenBank genome assembly.
AUGGAUAAUGGUGCUAAAUAUUGUGAUUUUUCAGAGGAUUUAACUGAAAAGCUUCGGCAGUCUCAGAGUGUACUUAAAGAAGCUUUCCAUAGAUAUCAGAAGCACCAAAUUUUCUUAUCAUUCAAUGGUGGUAAAGACUGCACAGUGUUACUUCAUUUGAUGUGUGACCUUUUUAAGGAUUUCAUUGAUGAACUUAAAGUAAUUUACUUACAAUCAGCCGAUCCAUUCGAAGAACUGGAAAGUUUUGUAAAGUUCUGUGAGAUUCACUUUAGAGUUAAGAUAGUAACGAUAACGUCAAGUUCAUCAAUGAAAGAGAUUUUAGCAGACAUUUGUGAAAAUGACAAAGAUAUUGCAGCUUGUAUUAUGGGAUCGAGACGGACAGAUCCUUAUUGUGAACAUCUUAAAAAUUUCCAACCAACUGAUAGAGGAUGGCCAGAACUUAUGAGAAUAAAUCCAAUGCUUGAAUGGAACUGUGCAAAUGUGUGGGAGUACUUAGUUAAACUUAAAGUACCUUACUGUUCAUUAUACGAUCGUGGAUUUACUUCAAUUGGCAAUAAGAAGAACACGCAACCAAAUCCAAACUUAGAAAAUAAAGACAAACCAGGAACAUUCCUUCCCGCUUAUGAACUUCUUGAUGAUUCUCUAGAAAGAGCUGGUCGUGAAAUUAUUGUUGAGGAAAGAGUAACAACGGUUAGCGUAAUGACCUUUGCCACCACAUUUGAAGCAAGUAAUGUCUUCGAGCUUUCGAGGUUGAAAAGGCGGUCGUGCAAAAUGCCUGAUCAUUUAGGAGAUGAUAUGCGCAAGGUGAAAGUUGAGGAGAAAAAGGAGGAAGAGCCGGAAAUAAAAGAUCUGGAUGAAGGAGAUAUUGAACUUUUGAAAACUUAUGGUCAAGGCCAGUACCACAAGAGCAUUAAACAAAUCGAGGAUGAUAUCCAGAAAGCUAUUAAACAAGUGAAUGAGUUGACAGGAAUCAAAGAAAGCGACACGGGAUUAGCUCCACCGGCUCUCUGGGAUCUUGCAGCUGAUAAGCAGACAUUACAAAAUGAACAACCUUUACAAGUUGCACGCUGUACUAAAAUUAUUAACGCUGAUACAGAUGAUCCAAAGUACAUCAUCAAUGUGAAGCAGUUUGCGAAGUUUGUUGUUGACUUAGCGGACUCUGUCGCACCAACAGACAUUGAAGAAGGAAUGAGAGUUGGCGUUGAUCGUAAUAAGUAUCAAAUUCAUAUUCCAUUGCCACCAAAAAUCGAUCCAACAGUGACAAUGAUGCAAGUUGAAGACAAGCCAGAUGUCACAUACUCUGACGUCGGUGGAUGCAAAGAACAAAUCGAGAAACUCAGAGAAGUUGUUGAAACUCCACUUCUUCACCCUGAAAAGUUCGUCACACUUGGAAUUGAACCACCAAAAGGUGUUUUGUUGUUUGGCCCUCCUGGAACAGGAAAGACAUUAUGUGCUCGAGCAGUAGCUAACAGAACUGAUGCAUGUUUCAUUCGCGUUAUUGGAUCAGAACUAGUGCAGAAAUACGUCGGCGAAGGUGCUCGAAUGGUUCGUGAACUUUUCGAAAUGGCACGCAGUAAGAAAGCUUGUCUCAUCUUUUUUGAUGAAAUUGAUGCGAUUGGUGGAGCUCGUUUCGAUGAUGGAGCUGGAGGUGAUAACGAAGUGCAGCGUACUAUGUUAGAAUUGAUUAAUCAACUCGAUGGCUUCGAUCCACGUGGAAAUAUCAAAGUUUUGAUGGCAACAAAUCGUCCGGACACGUUGGAUCCAGCUUUAAUGCGUCCAGGUCGAUUAGAUCGUAAAGUUGAGUUUGGAUUACCAGAUUUAGAAGGGCGAACACACAUCUUUAAAAUUCAUGCUCGUUCAAUGUCAGUCGAGCGCGACAUUCGCUUCGAACUUCUUGCUCGUUUAUGUCCAAACUCGACUGGAGCUGAAAUUCGUUCAGUUUGUACUGAAGCUGGAAUGUUUGCCAUUCGUGCUCGUCGUAAGGUCGCCACUGAAAAAGAUUUCCUCGAAGCUGUUAACAAAGUUAUUAAGAGCUAUGCGAAGUUCUCAGCAACUCCACGUUACAUGACUUAUAAUUAAUUUAAUUGUUCUUAGCUUCACGUGGAAAAGUUUGAAUAAAUAUAAAAAAUAAAAAUUUUAAGAUAAAGAAAUGAAUUUUAAUA